This is a messenger RNA of Schizophyllum commune H4-8, 717 nucleotides long. RefSeq lists its product as uncharacterized. Lineage: Eukaryota; Fungi; Basidiomycota; Agaricomycetes; Agaricales; Schizophyllaceae. The transcript has a single exon. The coding region runs from base 1 to 717 and encodes 238 amino acids. The record is from RefSeq and is a predicted model, not a curated record.
AUGCUGCAGUGCUACGCUGGGGAGGCGCGACGGUUCACUCUCACACGCACGCUCGAUAUCCACACCGGCAGCGCCAGCUGGCUUCCGCGCGACAAGAUCCACGUUUCUGGAUGGACUCGCUACAUCAAGGGCAAGGCUGUCGCACGCAGCUUGAACGGGCGGAAGGCGGCCCGCCUGCUGUACGCCUCCAUGUACACCGGUGCGCAGGACGUCUUCCUGAAGUUGCAGAAGGCUCGCAAUGUACACAACCGUCUGCUCGAUCAGCGCCCCGAGCCCGACGCGCGCUUCUUCAACGCCGCCCUCGACGCUUUCGCGAGGCCUAGGGACAAGGGGCGACCUGUGGUCUCGUGGGCGAGCAAGCCCUUGUCGGUCUUCGCUGCGCGCUGCCAGCUGCGUUCAGCCAUGCAGAAGUACGACCAGCUACAGAAGCGUCCCGCCUGUAGUAGGGAGCUUUGGCGGGUGAUGGCGGAUAUGCAGAAGGCGGGAUACGCGAUCCCGGUCGCACUGCGCCCAUUGCUUGUCGGGCGCAUGCCGGUGGAGAGGAUCAGUUGGGAAGGGAUAGCGAGAGUGGACAGGGCACCGUAUGCGUUCCCUAGGGGGAGGUCGUGCAAGCGCCGGACUCAUCGUAUCCCGGUGUCGAAGACGAAAGGGUUACCGCUCAGCCGGAUGCGAGUCGGCCGUAGAAUGCGGCAGAGGGGGGACACACAGCGUUCGUGA